This is a messenger RNA of Colossoma macropomum (tambaqui), 2358 nucleotides long. RefSeq names its product C2 domain-containing protein 2. Bases 232 to 2226 code for a protein of 664 amino acids. The record is from RefSeq and is a predicted model, not a curated record. The transcript has 14 exons. NCBI's taxonomy places the organism in Eukaryota, Metazoa, Chordata, Actinopteri, Characiformes, Serrasalmidae.
UGUAACUGCUGCACCAUUUAAGGUGGAACGGGGAAAUUCGUAGAGGACGCUGGCGAAUAGGAAGCCAGCCUCAGCCUCGUCAGCAGACGAGCGUUUGUCGGCGGAGUGGAAGCAGCUUACAGCAGGAGGGUCUGCUGGAUAAAGUGAAUAAACGGAGAUGGAGAGCUAAAUCUCAGCAGGUCUCGGACUCCUUUUUUGUUUUGUAGUGUUUUAUUGACCCGCACGGCCACAAUGUCGUUCGCAGAAAGUUUGCUGGACCUGCAGUGGCUCUGUGUGCUCACCCUCUUCAUGGCCUCCGUGGUGACUCUGCUGGUCUAUUUCGUUCAGUAUUUCUUACAUUUCUCUCAUCCUGGGAGCCAAACUGAGAUUAAGGAGGACUCAGAGGAGGCAGAAGAGCUUUUAUGCUGGACGUUGGGGCUGAAAAGCUGGAGGAGUGAAUGGAGAAGAGCCUGGUUCAGAGCUUUAAACCAGCAGUCUAAAGCAGGGGGGCACAUCCAGCUGACUUUUGAAGAAGACGGCGUGCAAACGUCAGAACUUAGCGUGGGCCGCAUUUCAAGCUUCACCAAAUCAGCAGGACAGAAGAAUGUGCAGUGUGCAGUGUUCGGAGAAAAGCUGCAGUUUUCUCUCAGCGCCUCCCCAAACGCAGCCCCCACAGAGACCCCCCUGAGAUACAGCGCCAGAAUAUCCCCCCUACAGCUGCAGCUGGCCCUGCAGCUGAGGGAGGUUGAUGGACAGGUGCAGGUUACCUGGGCAGUGGAACACCUGGACUCUACACACAUACAGCUCACGCCCAGUUACACACAGCAGGGAGUGUGUGCGGGUCUGAGUGAAGCUGAGGUGAUGGCAAGACUGCGGAAGGUUCUGAGUGAUGCUCGCCCGUCUGUAAAUCUGAGCAGCCGGCCUGCACAGCCUGCAGAGGUGAAGGAAGUCAGGAGCAGGACCCCACCGCUGGCCUCCCCACCGAAACCCCCUCGAGCACACGAGUGGAAACUGUUAGUGAAGAACAUCCGGGUCACGUGCGUGGAGGAGGACGCUGCAGGCAGCGUGAGUCCUCAGUGUGUUCUCCAGUUGGAUGACCCUCCUCAGAAACUGACCAGUUCAGUGUUGGCCAACACACACACCCCGUCCUGGGAGCAGCCGUUUAUAUUUGAACUGAGCGGCAAAUCCAAGGAGCUGAACAUCCAGGUGUUGGAUAGCGGGAGCGCUCUGGAGAGCUGUUUGCUGGGCCAGGUUUGCGUUCCGUUUGAUCUGGUGAAGCGGCAUCCUCGUGGUCAGCAGACGUUCGCUCUGAUGGACGCUGACCGAGUGACCGGCUCUCUGACUUCUGAGUUUACAUACCUGGAACCCAGUGAGGUGCGCACCUGGCAACCCCCCACACCGGCCCCUUCUAAGCGGGUGGAAAUGGACCGGACGGUGAUGCCCUGCGGUACCGUGGUAACCACCAUCACUGCAGUGAAGAGCAGACCAGGACGGCCACUGCCCCCAGAAACUCCAUCCAAAUCCAAGCUGUCGGAGAGGAGAGUGUCAGAGCAGCCCUCGAAGCUGGGAGCCAAAGUCAGCAAAGCUUUAUCAUCAUCAGACACAGAGCUGCUGAUGCUGAAUGGGACGGAUCCUGUGGCCGAAGCCGCCAUCAGGCAGCUCUACGAGUCAGCUAAACAGAAACACAAAUCUCCGGUCAAGAAGAGCACCAUCAUCAUCUCUGGAGUGACAAAGGCUCCUCUGUCCCAGGAUGAGGAAAUGGCUCUGAUGGCUGGUUAUGCUGCUGCAAUGGACGCUUCCAUGUCUGGAGAGUCUGACAUCAUGAGAAAUGGUGAGGAAAUGACGUUGUCUGAGCCGGCAGCUGACCCCACCGCUUCGGAUGUCUCGGACCCCCUGGAGGGUCCCAGCAGAGCAGGGCAGGAGGACUGGGAGAGCCAGGCAGGAGAAGAUCCAGACGCUGAUAAAACAUCUCUGUCCCUCUGCAUGUCUGAGACCGGCUCCAAAAAGGGGAAAGGCAGCUUCCUGCACAAGAGCGCCAAGCUGUUCUUCAGACGGAGGCACCAGAGGAAGGAGCCGGGCAUGAGCCAGUCCCACAACGACCUGCAGUACCUGGAGCAGCCGCCGGACGUCUCGGCCGUGUCCGAGAGGGAGAAGAGGACGGCCACGUUCCGGAAAAUCAUCAACCGCAAACUUCUGCCCAAGAGCAAGAGCAAAGCCAACGGGACGGUGAGGGAGCCGCCUUCGUGACCCGAUCGGACCGAUCGGAGAGCGCAGAUAGUAUGAGCUGUGUGCUGCCGCCGCUCUCUCGAAGCAGAUGCGUUCAGUACAGCACGGAGUGCUGCUCUGCAGAGUUUUAACACGGAGAGGUCCCUGAUCACA